This is a messenger RNA of Tetrahymena thermophila SB210, 3756 nucleotides long. Its product is annotated as cyclic nucleotide-binding domain protein. The transcript is spliced from 9 exons. The record is from RefSeq and is a predicted model, not a curated record. Lineage: Eukaryota; Ciliophora; Oligohymenophorea; Hymenostomatida; Tetrahymenidae.
AUGGAAGAUAGCAUUUAUGAAUCUAUAAGCUUUAGAAAAGAAUAAGAAAAAGUUAAAGAGAGACUAAGCUUUUAAAUGUAAAAUAUGUAAAAGAACUAUAGUGUAGAAGACUCGAUAUUGAUAAAAAAUUUGGAUUAUUCAAUAAUAAGUUAAACAUCUCGUCUAUAAUAAAAUUAAUGCGCAAACCAUUAAUAAAAUCAAUAAUAAACAAGAAUCAAUAGCAUCAAUUUGCUAUAUUAACAUGAUUAAAAUCCUAAAGAUAUUCAAUUUUUAGAUAACAAUGAUAUCCUUCUCAUGAGCCCUUUCUAGUUCUCAUCAGUCAUCAGCAAAGACAUGACUCCAUCUGAUUAAAUAGCUGGAAAAAUUGAUUAAAACUCAUAGUAAUCCAGAUAAAGCUAAUACAGUUUGUAACCAAUACAAUUUGAUGAUUCUACAAAAAAAUAGUUCUUUACUCCAAACAACAAAAAUAACAUGAAACCAGAUUAAAAUAAUAAUUUCUUAUCUGAAAUCUAUCAACCAAACGAUUUUCAAAAUAUUUAAUAAAAUCAAGAAGGUGCUUCAAAAACAUAGGUUGUUUCAUUUAAUUACUCUAAAAAAUAGUAGCUAAAGACAUAAUUUGUUUUAAAUAAAUUUGCUGACGUGAAAAAAUUUGUGAAUAAACUAAAAGAAAAAUCAAGAAGAUUACUAUUUAAAUCAAUUUCUGAUUUUUAAUUUGAUAUUAUAAAUGAUGUUUCCUCUGAUUUAGAUUUUUAUCUAAAAAGAAAGUGCAUAAAUUAAACAAAACGCACUAUAGGGAUCAGCUUUUUGACAUGUUUAAAUAAUUAAAUUUUUGGCAAAUCAUUCUAAGAAUUUUUAGAUGGAAAAUAUCUAUUUUCUCUGGACACUUUGCUAAUGUAAAUGUGGGAUAUAUUUGCAAUGCUAUUUACAAUAGCAUUAAUUAUAAUAAUUCCUAUGAUGCAUUUAUUGGUUUUCUAAGAAAUGAAUUUUUUAAUUAUUUUUCAUGACCAUAUUAUCGCAUGGGUUCUUAUCAUUGAUACCAUGCUUAGCUUAAAUACUGAAAUAUAUGAAAACGGUGUAAACAUUAGAGAUAGAAGAUAGAUCUUUAAAUAGAAUUUCAAUAAUCUUAUGUAAGAUUUUUUAAUCUUGAUAAUAUACAACUUCUCUACAAGUUCAUAUAAAUCAAAAAUGCCAUUUCUUCAAAAUUUGGAUUAUGUUGUGUUUUUAAAGUAUCUAAGUAUUCCUUAAAAGGUCUCAGAGUUUGAAAAUAAAUUAUAAAUCAGUGAUUCAGCUAAAAACUGGAUGAAGUUAAUCAAGUUAGAAAUACUUGUCAUCGCUUUAGCCCAUAUUGCUUGCUGCAUUUUUUUAAAAAUUGGACUUGAAAAUAUUUAAAAAGGAGAAAUGAGUUGGGUUAUAAAAGCAGGAUUCAGUACAGAAUCUUUGUGGGAUCUUUACCUUUAAUCUCUUUAUUAUAUGAUUAUAACUAUUUGCACUAUUGGAUAUGGUGAUAUAUCCCCAUAUUAAUUAAAUGAAAAAUUGUAUAUUGCUUUUCUAUCAAUUUUAGCCACAAAUGUGACUGCUUACGCAUUUUCUUAAAUAAGCGAGAUUGUUAAAUUUGAGUCUUCUAAAAAUUAGAAAUUCAAUGAUUUCAUGACAGACGUAAAUAAUCAAAUGAAAAAAAUAGGAUUAGGAAUGAGUCUAUAAGUGAAAGUGAGGAAGCAUUUUGAGUUUGUAUAUUACCAAGAUGAAUAUAAGCAACAAAUUUCAGAAUCUAUUGUUGAUAAAUUACCAAAUAGCUUAAAGAAUGAAGUCUUAAUUGAUAUUUAUCAAGAAAAAAUAAAUUCCAUAAAAAUGUUUAAAGAAUUUUCAUCUGAUUGCUUGAAAAAUAUUCUUCUUUCCUUUAAACAAAAAUAACUAUUCCCAGAUGAGAUUCUUCUAAAUUAAUAUGAAAAUAGCUAAAGCCUUUAUUUUUUAAUUUCUGGAAAUUUAGAAAUUAACUUCUAAAUUAGAGAAACAAAAUCAGGUAAAACAUAUGAAAAAAGCAAGUAAAAAAUUCAGAAAUCAGAAGCUUUUGGCUAUGAAGGAUUUUUGCUUGGAAAAUGUAGUCAAUAUACACUAAAAUCUAUUGGCCCUUCACUUGUUUCUUAUAUAGACAGAAAUCUUUUUCUAUAAAUUUUAAAAUAAUAUCCUUAAGAUUAUGAAAAGUUCAUAUUCAUGAGGGACUCUGCUAUUUUUGGAUAGAAAAAUGAAUUUUUUAAAUUUUAAAAGUGUACCUCUUGUGGAAAAUUUUCACACCAAAUUUUUGACUGUCCAUAUUUAAGUCUUAACCUAACUUAUAAACCUUCUAAAGAAAAAAAUUCAAGACUUUAAUAAUUCUAAAGAAAAAUGGAGAGAAAAAGAAAUAGUUUAAAUAAUUUAAUAUAUAUUUAAGAAAAAGCUAUGGCAGCUUAAGCUAAUAAUGAUGAGUCCGCGAUUAUAGAUGCUUACAAUAUUUGUUUAAAGCCAAUAUCAGUAAAUGAUGAAAAAGAAAUUUAAUCUGAAUUUUCUUCAUAAUCCCUCAAUAAUUCAAAAAAUAAUGAUAAAGCUUAAAGUUCUCCUUAAAUAGCAGAAAAAUAAACUAUUCCAUUUCAAUCUCUAAGUUAAAAACUACCUUAUUUAACUAACUUAUAAAAUAAAGAAUAAGAAUAACUUGUAAAUGAAGUAUCUAUAAAAAUAGAUGAAAGUGGUUAAUCUGAUUAAACAUAAUUAAAAGCAAACGAAAAUACCUUAGUGAAUGACUAAGAUAAAGAAAAGUUAUCAGAAUUUUAUUAAAAAUCAAAAGAAACAGAUAUUUUCAAUGAAGAAAGCUGUGGUUACAGAAAUUCAAAUAGGAGUAUUUUACUAACAGAAGAAGUUUAUAAAGAUAAACUAAGUAAUUAGGAUAAACUGAAUUAAGAAAAAAGUAAUGGGAUUUUUAAUUUAGGAAGUAGCACUAUUGAUAAGUAGUACUCGUCUCAGCAAUCAGGAGGCUAAUUUAAAAUAUAAAAAAUUAAUACUCUUUUGAUUGAAUCAAGCCAAAAUUAUUUUGAGGAGCCAGAGAUUUAUCUUUUAAAAUAGGCAUUCUAAAAGAGAAAAAUGAGAAGCCUAUAAUAAUUUAAUAACUUUUAAAGAUCCUUAUCAGAUAAAGUUUAUGAUACAAAAAAAAGUUUUAAUUUUAAUUAAAGUAAGUAAAAUAUAUCAUUGUUAGAUAUUUUAAUGAGUUUGAGGGAUAGUAAGUUAAGAUCUUAAUCAACAUAAUUAAAAAAUAUUCAAAAUAAAGAAUACUUAAAUAGCUUAAUUGAAUAACUGGCACUCAUUCAUAAAAAUCGAUCUGAAAAUGAAAUAAUAGAUUCCCACUAGUAUUAAAAUUAAUAAAUAUUUAAAGAGAGUACUAAGUAAGCAGAAGACUUUAAUUAAUAAAUUGAAAAUUUUACAGAAUUUUCAAUAAGGUAAAAAAUAGGAUUGCAAGAUCUUGACAUGCUGGUCGUUAGAAAGUAAUUCAUGCUUUAGUAAUAAUAAAAUAAAAUCCAAAAUUUUAUACAAGUUCCUGAUAAUGAAAUAGAUAUAGAUAGAAUGUAGAACUUUAAAUAUUACUAUGCAAAUUAUAAUCAUAAAUUUGUCUUAAAUAGGUAUAAGAAUUAUUAAGAUAAAAAGUAGGUUCUAUCCCAUAUCAAGCUUAAAAAAUUAAAGAAGUAAAAAAUUAAAUAAUAACAUAAAAAUAGUUCAAAAUCAGAUAUUUGA